CAGACACCUGUGGUUAAUAUUGGUCUUGGUAACAAAUGUUCUGUGUGAUGUAUUACCCUUUAGGAACACAUCCUUACCAUGGGAUCAACGAGUUGAUGACCUUGUUGGUCGUUUGACCUUAGAGGAAAUGGCAGGCCAGAUGGGUGGUGGAAGCAUAACACCUGAAAUUCAACGACUUGGUAUUCAGCCAUACGUAUUUGACACCGAGUGUUUGAGGGGUGACGUAGGAGCUGGUCCAGCUACUGGUUUCCCUGAAGCAAUAGGUUUGGGAGCUGCCUUUAGCCCCGAAUUACUUUUCAAAGUUGCCAGAGCUACGGGGAUGGAAGUUCGGGCGAAGAAUAACAAUUACACAAGUCAUAACUCUUAUAAAUAUCACCAAGGACUCAGUUGUUUCAGUCCUGUUAUAAACAUCAUGAGGGAUGCAAGAUGGGGCAGAAAUGAGGAAACCUAUGGAGAAGAUCCAUAUUUAAGUGGUGUAUAUGCAGCAGCCUUUGUAAAUGGUUUACAGGGAAAUGACGCGAGGUAUCUUCUCACUAAUGCUGGCUGUAAACAUUUUGAUGCUUAUGCUGGACCAGAAAGCGUCCCCGUAUCUAGACAUCAGUUUAAUGCUCAGGUUAGUGAGAGAGAUUGGAGAACAACAUUUUUACCAGCUUUUAGACAAUGUGUUAAAGCAGGAACAUAUAGUCUGAUGUGUAGUUAUAACAGUAUUAAUGGGAUACCAGCAUGUGCUAGUAAAGAACUGUUAACAGAUAUAUUAAGAACAGAAUGGGGUUUCCAGGGUUAUGUUGUUAGUGAUGCAGGAGCUAUAGAAGAUGCGGUAUAUAACCAUAAAUAUAUCAACAAUAGUAUUGAUGCUACAGCUGCGUGUGUCAAUGCAGGCUGUAAUUUGGAACUACCUGUCGGCAAAUAUACACCAAUUUAUAACUCAAUUGUUGAUGCUGUAAAUCAAGGUAAAAUCACCAAAGAAAGGAUAGUAGAAAUGACCAAGCCGCUUUUCUAUACUAGAAUGAGACUAGGAGAGUUUGACCCUGAUGAUAUGAACCCUUACAAAAGCUUAAACGUGUCGAUAGUUCAAAGUGAUGCUCAUCGGAGCCUGGCUUUAGAAGCUGCAACAAAGUCAUUUGUUCUUCUGAAAAAUGACAACAAUUUCUUACCUUUCAAAUCAACAAUGUACUCAAAGAUAGCGAUUGUUGGUCCAAUGGCCGAUAACCCGAACCGCCAGACCGGAAACUACUCCCCCGAUAUAGACGAAAAGUACACUGUGACGCCGAGACAGGAAUUGUCAAAAUUGGCAGAGUCUUCAACUUAUGCUAAUGGUUGUAAUGGCGAUAAUAAUUGCAAAGAUUACGAUCAAACUGGAAUUAUUAAUGCAGUAAAUAAUACAGAUAUUGUCUUCGUGUGUCUCGGACUAGGAAAUGAUGUUGAAAAGGAAGGAAAAGAUCGUGCUGAUAUAACUCUACCUGGUCACCAAUUGCAGCUAUUACAAGAUGCUGUGCAAAAUAGUCCAUCUUCUGCGCCUGUGGUGUUAAUACUGUUAAACGCUGGCCCAGUUGAUUUAAGAUGGGCAGUCGGUGAGUCCAGGGUGGUCGCCAUCUUGGAAAUUUUUUAUCCUUCACAAACCACGGGUUUAGCCUUGAGAAAUGUUUUGACAAUGACUUGUCCGGUCGGCAUACCUUGCGUUCCUGCUGGAAGACUUCCGUUCACCUGGCCUCUUUCUGAAGAUCAGAUUCCACCAAUGGUAAACUAUUCUAUGGAAGGACGAACGUAUCGUUAUUUGAAUUCUGAACCCCUCUUUCCAUUCGGUUACGGUUUGUCUUAUACUAGUUUUGUCUACUCUAAUUUACAAUACGCCAAGUCUAUACAGGCAGGAUAUGACGUCAAUGGAGUGGUCACUGUGUCAAAUACAGGAAAUUAUGAUGCUGAAGAGGUUAUUCAAGUAUAUAUUACAUGGCAGAAUUCAACGGUUCCAACACCAAAGAUCCAACUGGCUAAUUUUACGCGAAUAUUUGGCUUUAAACAAGAGUCGGGAACAUUUCCAUUUAGAAUAACACCUGAGUCGAUGGCAGUUUGGGUAGAUUCUACAGUUGGCUGGAAAGUUGAACCGGGAACUUAUGGUAUAUACGUUGGAGGACAACAACCAAAUCAAAAGACAUCCGUUGGUUCUAAUGUAUUAACCGGCCAGUUUACAGUAACCGGUUCAUCUAUUCUAGGAAAAUACUGA
This is a messenger RNA of Patella vulgata (common limpet), 2221 nucleotides long. RefSeq lists its product as uncharacterized. The record is from RefSeq and is a predicted model, not a curated record. The transcript is spliced from 13 exons. Gene Ontology annotation, molecular function: alpha-L-arabinofuranosidase activity; xylan 1,4-beta-xylosidase activity. The coding region runs from base 128 to 2221 and encodes 697 amino acids. Gene Ontology annotation, cellular component: plant-type cell wall. Gene Ontology annotation, biological process: xylan catabolic process; arabinan catabolic process. NCBI's taxonomy places the organism in Eukaryota, Metazoa, Mollusca, Gastropoda, Patellidae.